This is a messenger RNA of Drosophila navojoa, 1032 nucleotides long. RefSeq lists its product as uncharacterized. NCBI's taxonomy places the organism in Eukaryota, Metazoa, Arthropoda, Insecta, Diptera, Drosophilidae. The record is from RefSeq and is a predicted model, not a curated record.
AUGGCAAACGGAACUGAUAGACUCAAAGCCUUAAAGCUGCUGCUAAUCCUUAGUGGAGUGCUCCUCGGCAGUGAUGGCGCUCCCACUGAUGCCGAAAGCCAUGCGGCGACAGAGCAGCCAAUCGUGGAGUCACGUUCCCAGAAACAGGAUCACGACAUUUUAGAGCUCGAGGAGGACUUGGAUGGACGCAGCGCCUACGUCAACAAUCAGUUUGUGCCCAGCGAUCCAGUUGAAUUGUUGGACGACGAGCAGAAUACGCCGCUCUACGAGAUACUGCAGAAGCAAAUGGAGCAAGUGCUGGCAUCAAGUGGACCCGACGUGCCCAUCUAUGAGGAUGACAAGACGAAGCGCCAGCGCGUUCAGCCGCCGCCCAACAAGCCGAUCUUCACCAGCAGCAAUGCAGCCGAUGCGGAUGAUGACUACAUGGACGAGAUCGCGCCAGAGCCGGAGGAGAGCCAAGGCAAUGCAGAGAAACCAGAUGCUGCAUCAGCAGCUGUCGAGGAGCUGCCCGAUCAGUCAGGCUAUGAGCCGCCGCUGCUCCCCAGCUCCACGCAGCCGCCGAGCAGCACCACCACCGCACGUAUUCGUCCACAACGCCGACGCACCACCACACCGACGCCACGAACAACUCGAGCCAGGGCAAGCACACACACAAAAUUGACCACCUCGGCGCCAGUCAAUCAUACAGAGCUGCUGGCAACGACGACAACCCCAGCGCCAGUUGGAUCCAACAACAGGCCGCGGCCGCAGCCGAAGCCCGGCAUCAGUCCGAGCAACAUGGUGCCACACGAUCCACACAUCUACCAGCACAAGCGCCGCAUCAUCUUCAAGACGAUCUCGACUGGGUCCCAGUUCGUCAACUCGCCCAUUGGCGAUCUCAUGAUCAAGUUCUCCAUAGGCUUUGCCAAGCCAGCAUCAAGCAUGGGCGUGGCUCAGCCUUCGAGCGAGGCACUGCGUGCGCUCUCCCAGAACCUGAUGCGCAGCAUCGAGAUGCAGAAGCUAAGGAGAAUCAAUAAAACUCAAAGGCAUUAA